Vollenhovia emeryi is the source of this 4384-nucleotide messenger RNA. Its product is annotated as sodium-independent sulfate anion transporter-like. Gene Ontology annotation, cellular component: membrane. Gene Ontology annotation, biological process: transmembrane transport. The transcript has 11 exons. The coding region runs from base 1751 to 3421 and encodes 556 amino acids. The record is from RefSeq and is a predicted model, not a curated record. Lineage: Eukaryota; Metazoa; Arthropoda; Insecta; Hymenoptera; Formicidae. Gene Ontology annotation, molecular function: sulfate transmembrane transporter activity.
AUCGUAGGUUCGCAAAUAUAUUAUAUUAAAUGUGCUCCCUAUCGUGGCUAUUGCAUAAUGUAUAAUCAAAAUUCAGCAAUCUCGUUGCGCGUGACAAAGUCUUGCGUGAGUUUCGCUUAAUAUAACGGGUAUCUCCCCUCUCUGAGCAGCAAUGCGCUCCCGUCCGCAGCUGAAGACGGAAGGAGAAACAGAGCCGUCGUUCUCGAAGAGUCCGCGAUAUCGCAAGUUUCCAUAAACGGCUGUUAUCUAUUUCAACGUGGCACUGCAAUUCCGAACGGGCAUUUCCGCUCACGAACCGGCCUCGUAUCGGUCAUGUCAAUUGUGCGGCAAUCGAGAGGCCUUCCUUUUCGCAGGAACGACUCGGUCGGGUUAUUAGAUCGCGCGAUUCGCGAGUGAGAGAUUUCAUUGAGAAAGUGAGAAAGUGUAACUCAACGGGAUUUCCACGACCUGAUUUAUAAUCUAUUCUUAUUUCGGAUGUCACAGCCCGAAUCGGCAUCUAACGUAUAAUCUUUCUCCUAAUUUCAUGAACUGAAAACCGGGCUCCGACUUGGACGUCUCUAUGCAGCACUUUUGCGGCUCCUUGUGACUUUAGGAGGCGAUAAACCCCAGUGACUUUCUGUGCAUUCGCAUCGCCUGCCGCGAUUAAUUAUAUUUGACAAUGAGUUAAAAAUAGCUCAUUGUUAAUUUUUAUCUCUAAUAAGAGACGAUGUCCGAUGAUAGUCAUACGAGCCGCGUUUACAUAAUACCGGCCGAGCGCUGUGAGUCGGCAUGAAACAUCUGUCAAUGGAAUCGCACAUUCAGUACCGAGUGUGCGCUGUGUGUGCUCUGUGUAGAAUGGAGAACCGGUUUAGCCGACGCUGCCGGUUGCCCCAUUGAAUCAGUGCGUGCUUCUGUUUCUAAAUCUCAGUUUAUAUAAUACAGUGAGAAGGAAUAUUUUUCAUUAAUCGUCUCUCUCGGAGUUUUAUAUACUUUAUGGUACGUGAGAUAUAAAAACAUUAAAUCUUGUAACUCAAUUUGAAAUGGUGAAGUAAUCGAACUAAAACAUCGACGAUCAUCCAAGUUCUUUUUAUUUGUUCAACUGAAUUGAAAAAAAUCGAUUGAUUGUAUUAAAAGUUCCAUAGACGUGUAUUACAUCGAAGUAACUAAAUCUUUUUAACAUCUUUUAAUUUUAAUUACUUUUCGUCAAUCUUCUUAAUUCAUAUGUCGCAUAAUUUCUUUAUUUCUUACUACAAUGGAUCAAUAUGUAAGUGUUCAUUAUAAUUAUAACGUUGUAGCGAGUUGAAUUGGUGAUUUUGGUUAGUUUAGAAAUUAUUUUAUCCAUUUUGUAAUAAAUUUUAACGAACACGCUUCGUUUAGCACACAAUACCGCUGAUCGCGCAAGAAUUAAUUGCUGUUGACACGAAAGUGUUUAAAGGAAAUUUCUUUAUCAUUCGUUUUCAAAAUAAACUGUGCGAAAUUAUCGCGACACGUGUAAUUUUUCUGCACAAUUAGAGGUGGACAGAUUAGUGAACCAAAACGGGGCGAUUUACGGUGCAGAAGUGAGUGAGCAGAGGAAUUCAGGUUGUGUCGAGCGAGAUCGCAAACAGAGCGGAUUAUUUUCCCUUUUCCUCUCCCGCCUGCUUUUUUCUCUCGUCAAAAGUGGAUUACAUCGCUACGUGUAGAUUUGGAAAGUAUUUCGCCAGCGAGUCUCGCGGGACCCAUUGCCCUCGCUAUUUCGUUGUAUCAAGAUCUCAAUUGGAGAACUAAGUGGAUGAUGGCCAAAUGGUACGGGAAAGAUAAAUGCGGCAAGUAUGUUGUGCGAAGAUUGCCGGUUCUCGACUGGCUGCCGCGAUACAGGCCCACGUGGCUCUUGCAGGAUGCAUUGGCUGGCAUCACGGUCGGUCUCACCGCCGUGCCGCAGGGCAUCGCUUACGGUACUGUCGCCGGUUUAAAUCCUGAGUAUGGACUGUACUCAGCAUUCAUGGCAUCGUUUAUAUAUAUCAUUUUUGGUUCAUGCGAAAACAUCACUAUCGGUCCAACAGCCAUUAUGGCUACCAUGGUUCAACCGUUGGUCGUAAAAUAUGGCGCUGACAUGGCUGUACUAAUCGCUUUUUUGAAAGGAUGCAUCAUUGCGCUUUUAGGAAUUUUAAAUUUAGGCUUUUUAUUGGACUUCAUAUCGCUUCCUGUAAUUACUGGCUUUACAUCGGCUGCGGCGAUCAACAUAGCGUCUUCCCAAUUUAAGUCACUCUUGGGCAUUCCUGGUAGAACCGAGAGUUUUCUGGAUUCUGUGAUAGAAAUCUUUAAGAAUCUUAAUCAGAUCCGAUAUCAAGAUACACUGUUGGGAAUUGUUACAAUCAUCGUGUUGGUUUUGCUCAAGAGUACACCAGGACGGCGUACGGGAACAAUCUUGCAUAAAAUAGGAUGGCUUAUUGGUUUGUCCCGCAAUGCGUUAGUCGUAAUCGCAGGCACUGUCAUGGCGUAUAUUUUUUACACUAAAGGUCUAGAGCCUUUCAAGUUAACGGGCACAAUGGGGCAGGGUUUGCCACCGUUCGCACCUCCGCCGUUUUCGACGACCUUUCAGAAUCAAACGUACAACUUUGUGGAAAUGACUACCGCAAUGGGAACGACGCUCUUCACGAUACCGGUCGUAUCAACUAUCGAGCACAUAGCCAUCGCGAAAGCGUUUGCAAAGGGCAAAUCUUUGGACGCCACGCAGGAAAUGAUCGCUCUAGGAUUCUGCAAUGUUUUCGGAUCGUUCGUUCGCUCGAUGCCAGUUACAGGAUCUUUCACACGAACGGCCGUCAAUCAUGCGUCAGGCGUUAAAACCACACUGGGGGGAAUAUUUACAGGUGGUUUGGUAUUGCUCGCGGUUGGUCUCUUGACCUCUACUUUUCGCUUCAUACCGAAAGCAACGCUAGCCGGUCUCAUCAUAUGCGCCAUGUACUACAUGCUCGAUUUCUCAACGUACGCCAUGCUGUGGCGCGCCAGAAAGAUCGAUUUCGGUGUAAUGAUGCUGACAUUGGUCCCGUGUGUUUUUCUUGGGUUGGAGUACGGUAUCUUGAUUGGCAUCGUUGUUAACCUAGUAGCGUUGCUGUAUUUCUCAGCGCGGCCUUCCGUUCGGACGAAAAUUGAACAGAUCGAAGGGGAAACUGUGAUAGUCAUCGUGCCCGAGGAAGCAGUAGCCUUUCCCGCGGCGGAGCGUCUGCGUGCUAACAUAAUGAAGCUUUCCGGAGAGAGCGAAUGCAACGUGAUACUCGACUGUAAGAACCUGAAGAGGCUCGAUGUUACGGUCGCCAAGAACGUCAAGCUUCUGGCGAGGGACCUUUCGGUACGUGGGCAAACAAUUGUCUGCAGUAAUUGCAACGAGAACGUGAACGCGACUCUGAAGGUCGUGGCGCCGGAAUUAUUAAACGUCAAGGAAGAUAGCGGUAAUCAUGGCUGAGGGGUGGAUCUUCUUUUUCCCUCCCCAUUCGCACGCUCACGAAUCUGAAUGCGGGCCGCCUGGGUUCACAGACAGAUAUACCGCGAGGUGUUUUUUUUUUAAAUAAAUAUGACCGCCGGGUAUUAUUAGACUUUAAUUAAACCCGGAUUAAUCCUCGCGUUAUAUCGCAGAUGUUUCCUUUUCAAAAACAGCCGAGAGCUCGCGACUUAUUAAAUUUCCUCGCGUCAUACGCGGGCUAUUUAUACCUUUAACUAAAAUGAAACAAGUAUGCGUCCUGUUCGAGAAGAAGAAGAAGAAGGACAGACAGAGAGAGAGAGAGAGAGAGAGAGAGAGAGAGAGAGAGAGAGAGAGAGAGAGAGAGAGAGAGAGAGAAGCGCGAAGAAAUGCACAAGUAUCGAGGCAAAUGGAUUAGAUUCCAACUGGAAUACAAUGCAAUCUGUGAAUGUCAGACAUCUUCGUCGCGUUCCUCCUUAUUUCGUGAACGCUGAAUAUUUUUCGCGGCGUUUCUCUCCGAGGCAACGCCGGCGCGUGCCUAUCAGAUACGUUCGCACGAAGUUCACUUAAGGCAGAGCUGUCCACGAACUGCUCAUUUCGGCCGAUUUUCGCGAGUACCGCCUAUCACCCCCUACUCCAGUCAUUAAACAACCGUAACCAAGCGUGCGACGCUCAGCUUCAGGUACGACGUAUCGGUAAUCCGACUCCGUUGCGUGUCCCUUGACUGCCAAAUGUCAGUUUCUAAAACGUGAUAUGUUUAACAUCUUUUUAAAUAAUUAUUUCAAUGAGAAAUUUUUAAUUUUCGAAUAUUAAUUAUAUUGACGAGAAUAGUUUUAGUAAUAGAUUUCCACGUCACCCAGGAGGUACUAUAAUUGACGCGUUUCCCCAGUGUACUGGGGAAACCACUUAAAAAAACGCGUCAAUUAUAGUACCUCCUGGGUGAUGAUUAAAAAUUUCUCAUUGAAAUAA